This is a messenger RNA of Zea mays, 2422 nucleotides long. RefSeq lists its product as uncharacterized. The record is from RefSeq and is a predicted model, not a curated record. NCBI's taxonomy places the organism in Eukaryota, Viridiplantae, Streptophyta, Magnoliopsida, Poales, Poaceae. The coding region runs from base 99 to 2162 and encodes 687 amino acids. Gene Ontology annotation, molecular function: RNA binding; protein binding; zinc ion binding. Gene Ontology annotation, biological process: RNA modification. The transcript is spliced from 3 exons.
ACAGAAUUCCAAUUUUCUCCUACCUACCACUGCCGGACUGCGGAAUCCGGAGGUAUAUCCGCAAAACCCAAGGAGAACCCCCACCCGCUUGGCUCGCCAUGGACCUGCAGCUCGCGCCACCACCCCACGCUAACCUCCGCCUCCUCCCCCGCCGCCCCAAGGCCGCCUCCGCCUCCGCCUCCACCUCCGCUGUCACCGCCGCGCCCUCCACCUCCUGCUCCUCUUCCGCGGAGCCCCUCAAGCCCCGCCCACGCCUCCCGCGCCAGAGCCCCGCGCCCAGGCCCAGGCCCAACCCCGCUCGCCUCCCCGCCCUCUGCGCUGCCAUCGAGCGGCACGCGGCGGCUGGCCGCCACGCUGAGGCCCUCGACCUGUUCCGCCUCGCCCGCGCGGCGGCUCCCUUCACGCCCCUCCCGGCCCGCACCUACCACGCCCUGCUCCGCGCCGCUGCCGCGCUGCGGGAGCCCGGCGCGGCCGCGGCGGUGGCCUGGCACGUCGAGAGCUCCGGCUUCGAGCUCGACCUGUACACGCACAACCACGUCCUGAGGAUGUACCUCGAGUGCGGGAUGCUCGCCGAGGCGCGCCAGGCGUUCGACGGGAUGCCCGACCGGAACGGCGUCACGUGGGGGAUCAUGAUGGGCGGCCUCGUCGACCGGGGCCGCCCCCGGGCCGCACUGGCGCUGUUCCGGGAGAUGUGGGCGGAGGCCGGUGGGGACGCUCCGCCGAGGUCCCUCGUGGUGGCUGUCCGUGCGGCUGCGUCCUCGGGGUCGGCGCGAGCCGGGCGGCAGCUGCACUGCUGUGUUGUCAAGGCGGGGGCGUGUGGUGACGUCGCUGACCGGUACCUGACGUGCGCGCUGCUCGACAUGUACAGCAAGUGUGGCCGGAUUGACGAGGCGAGGCGGGUGUUUGACGGGCUGCCACGUCCUCAUCGGACGACUGUCGUGGCAUGGAACUCCAUGUUGGCGGCGUAUGUUCUCCAUGGCCACAGCGAGGAGGCGCUGGAGCUGUACCAAAAGAUGUGCAGCACUCAUGUCGCCAUGGACCAGUUCACGUUCUCGACCAUGCUAGGGGUGUUCUCUAGGCUGGGGCUGCUGGAGCACGCGAAGCAGGCGCACGCUGGCUUGAUCCAGAGAGGAUUGCCACUGGACAUUGUUGGGAACACGGCGCUUGUGGACCUGUACUGCAAAUGGGGAAGAAUGGAGGACGCGAGAAAUGUCUUCGAGAGGAUGCCUAGGAGGAACUUGAUCUCAUGGAACGCUCUGAUAGCUGGAUACGGCUACCAUGGCAUGGGAGAUAAGGCGAUCGAGAUGUUCGAGAGGCUGAUAGCUGAGGGUGCUGUGCCAAACCAUGUAACUUUUCUGGCAGUGCUGAAUGCAUGUAGGUUUUCAGGUCUUGUUGACGAAGGGAAGAGGAUUUUCCAGUUGAUGACUGAAAAUCUGAGGAUAAAACCACGGGCCAUGCAUUAUGCAUGUGUUAUUGAGCUUUUUGGUAGAGAAGGUCUACUUGAUGAAUCCUAUUCAAUGAUAAGAAGAGCACCGUUCACUCCAACUGCAAACAUGUGGGGAGCCUUGCUUACUGCUAGCAGGAUCCACAAGAGCAUGCAUCUUGCAAAAUUUUCUGCCGAGCAGCUAUUGGCAAUGGAACCUGAGAAAAUAAACAGCUAUGUUGUGCUCCUCAACUUGUAUGUUAGCUCUGGUAGACAGGACAGCGCCUGCAAGGUAGUUGAAACACUGAAGAGGAAAGGUUUAUAUAUUGGUAAUGCCUGUAGCUGGAUCACAGUCAAGAAAACGGAUCACAGGUUUUUCUUUAAAGAUACUUUGCAUCCACAAAGUGCUGAAAUAUACAGGAGGCUGGACACAUUAAUGAAGGAGGUACGAGAAGCUGGCUUUGUUGCUGAGGAGAAUGAAUUGCUCCCUGAUAUUCAUCCUGACGAGCAAAAGAUAUCAAGAGCUUACCACAGUGAGAGACUGGCAAUUGCUUUUGGCCUUAUCAGCACAGCCCCACAGACUCCCUUGAGGAUCAGUCAAAGCCAUCGUUUGUGCAGUGACUGCCACAAUUUAAUUAAGUUUGUGUCAAGAGUUACCAAGAGGGAAAUCAUUGUUAGGGAUGGUAGCAGGUUCCACCACUUUAAACUCGGGGUCUGCUCUUGUGGUGACUACUGGUAAUUGGCUAAUGACUCCAAUGUUUCAAGCCAAUUAUCUGGAAAUUACUUUGAUUAAUGAGGAUAAAGCAGAUUGGUCGACCAUGAUGCUCCAAUGUUUCAGUGCUACAUGCAGGCUUGAUCUUUAAAAGUAGGCUGAAUAUGUGUCAUGUCAUGUGGCUUUCACAUUGGAGAUACCAAUCCUUAAUUGUGUCCUAUAAGGAAGGAAUAAAGCUCUGAUGUAAACGAAGGAUCAAAGGGAAGUAUAAAACUUUGAGCAUCUUG